GGAAGUUACAGCAUCGAGUCAUUUCCAGCUUCUACACCGACGAUAACACAACACAGACAAACAUGGAGACAACACAGGACAACAUCUGACGGAGCAAAGCGACAACAUGUCUCGGACCCACCGGAAAAUGAAGCGACAGCUGCUCGACGUCUCUCUGUCCCCGACAAGUUCUCAACAUCUACUAGUUUUUGACGAGGAAUACCAGAAUACGUGAGGGUUUAACCGCCACAGGCCAAGAAGAAGAAGAGGAGGAGGAGGAAGAGAGAGAAGAAGUGAAAAUGUCUCCGACUGUCGGUGUCGACCAGGCUCCGGAACAAGCGGCCAUGGAGAGAUUCGGUAGCGGAGGGAAGGCGCUGCUGCCUUGGACCAAACAGAUGCUCACCGUGAUGUGGGAACAGCUUCGGCUGCUGCUGCAGGUCAUUUACUGCACCUUCAUGUCCGUUUUUCAAUUGUUAAGGUUCGAGGUCCACGUGAGAAUCACAGAUGAGACAGGUCAGCACAUCCAGCACAUGAGCACCACAGCCAAUCCAACAGAAUCCUUCCUGUUCUCCUCAUUGUUUGACGGAGACAACGGAGUCAUGGUCGGCGGAUCAAAUCCCCUCUCUGAGUUCUGCUCGGAUGUCGACCCCUUUGCCGACGACCUGUGCUGCGGACUCGUGGAUGACUUUGUGUCCAGAACGGCCGGAAAAGAAGAGGGCAUCUUUCUGGGCUUUGCUGGCGACUGGAACGUCUUUGUGUCAAGCAGUGACAGCUCCAGUUCAAACGAGGCCUGUCAUAAAAGACGUGAGAAUUUCUUCAGACAGGAUCUUUCAAAAACAAAAGUUGUCAAACAGGAGACUUCAGAAGAGGACAGGAGCUCAGACUGCAGUAGUGAGGAAGACCAGAACUUAGUGGAAUUUGACAGUGAGGAAAGUAAGGCCCUUUGGGAGUCUCUGUCAAAAUCGAGUGAUCCUUACAAUCCCUUCUUUUUCUCUGCGUGCAUUUCAACAAACACCGGCAUGGGGAAAAGUAAAACCCAAGCGAGGGACAGUAGCGACACUGACAUCAUGUCAGUGAGCAAGACCAGCGAGAGACGUUGGGGCCUCGAGGCCUGA
Messenger RNA from Hippoglossus stenolepis (Pacific halibut), 1094 nucleotides. RefSeq lists its product as uncharacterized. The record is from RefSeq and is a predicted model, not a curated record. Gene Ontology annotation, biological process: response to endoplasmic reticulum stress. Gene Ontology annotation, cellular component: protein phosphatase type 1 complex; endoplasmic reticulum. The coding region runs from base 279 to 1094 and encodes 271 amino acids. The transcript is spliced from 2 exons. Lineage: Eukaryota; Metazoa; Chordata; Actinopteri; Pleuronectiformes; Pleuronectidae. Gene Ontology annotation, molecular function: protein phosphatase regulator activity.